AUGCUCGGUUUAAGGACUCCACCUGAACACAAGAGCUCUGUCAGGUCGGGUGUAUAUGGAUCUGGUUCCUGGGAAGCAGAAGCUGAAACAACAAGCCGAAGAAACAAUUACGAAUAUGAAAAUCAAUAUUCUUACGACUCAUAUCAAAAUAAUGGUAGGGCAUCGAACAAGCCAUACAUGAGCUCACUUGCCUCAAUGUAUGGUGACUAUAAUGAGAAUUUAGAAAGAAAAAGAAGAAUGCAAGAGCAACUUGCUGAAUCUUUAAGGCAACAAAUAGAAGAAAAGAAAGCUGCUCAAAAAUCUGCAUACGAAAGACAACCUAAAAUCCCUACUUAUUCUAAUCAACCGAUGCCAGAUUUGAAUACUCGCCAACAGAUACAACCUAUUCAACAACCUCUCCCACCUCAACCUGCUCCACAAGUAGUAUACGCUAGUCAACCUGUAAAUAGAGUUUCUUUCGCACCUCAAAUCGUUUUGACGCAAAAUGAGCCUCAAGCAAGAACAAUUUCAAGAGCGAUUCCUGUAGAGAAGUUUGUACCAUUAAGAGCUACAUUAAACAUUACACAGCCUCAUCAAAUUACAGUUCCUACCGAAUCUCCAUUUGACAGACAGAAAGUCGAGACUCCUCCAUUGGGAUUCUCAAUAAGACAUGCACAGCCUGUUAAAUCAUCUUUGGCGCAAACGAUGAAACCAAUUAACAGAGUUUUACCUUUAAAUCCUGGAAAGAAUCCAAUGUUUUACUCCGCAAAGCCAAAAUCAACAUUUGUACAAGAUGAUGAGUAUAAUGCAAAGCCAGAUUAUCCUGGACCUCCUACCGGAGGAGAUUUUUACCAAUUAAAGCCUCUUGAGUGCUAUAGUGACUUGAUUUACCCAGAUGGACACAUAAGUUCAAGAUAA
Molecule: messenger RNA, 897 nt
Organism: Trichomonas vaginalis G3
Lineage: Eukaryota; Parabasalia; Trichomonadida; Trichomonadidae
Exons: 1
Coding region: 1-897 (298 amino acids)
Source: RefSeq, a predicted model, not a curated record